Messenger RNA from Funneliformis caledonium, 135 nucleotides. The record is from the annotation of a GenBank genome assembly. NCBI's taxonomy places the organism in Eukaryota, Fungi, Glomeromycota, Glomeromycetes, Glomerales, Glomeraceae.
AUGACCGAUAAAGAACCUACUCCUCUUUCUCCUAUCGCUAAAGAGAUUGAAGAAAAAGCCGCAAAGGUUAAGGAAAAUCUUAAACAUGUAGAAACCAAUGAAAAAAAUACAUUACCUACUGCUGCAGGCAAAUAA